This is a messenger RNA of Thermothelomyces thermophilus ATCC 42464, 4110 nucleotides long. RefSeq lists its product as uncharacterized. The record is from RefSeq and is a predicted model, not a curated record. The transcript is spliced from 4 exons. The coding region runs from base 433 to 3786 and encodes 1117 amino acids. NCBI's taxonomy places the organism in Eukaryota, Fungi, Ascomycota, Sordariomycetes, Sordariales, Chaetomiaceae. Gene Ontology annotation, cellular component: membrane.
GGAAGUUACGACAUUCCAUAGCGCACAGGUGGGGCCCACACCAAUUGAAAAUACCACGGCCCGUCUUGCGGCUUAUCUGUGAUCGAUCGCCUUCACAUGGUAACCUUAUUUCCGUUGCCGAUUCCAUCAUGUUACCCAUUCCGCCCGCUGCUUGAUGUGCUGCUCGAAUCAACCAGUUGUCCCGCGCGGGUCGGUAAUCCAGCUGCUUUAGGAGCUGCUGUCGACUCCAAUCCUCCAGCCAGCUGCAAGCCCCGUUGCAGCCCCCGUUGCUUCCCUUUCCGGCGCUCGGUACAUCCCAUGCAUCGACCUACCUUGCGCAAGUUGCUCGUCAUCGCAAGGGUCUGUGUCGUUUGCCCUGGUGGAACCGCCAUGUACACGCUGUUGGCAAAUCUGCUGCAGACCACGCCUUAACCAUCUGUUACCCAUUUCAUCAUGUCGUCGCCGGGUCUCGGCCGCUCGUGGCGGAGGAGUCCCUCCUUCGCCUCGUCCCAUUCGCAAGAAGAAGAACCCCCAUCCGCCUCAAGCCAACUACAGCUCUCCCGCAAAACCAGCAAUGAUGGAAAGUUACUGUCUUCUUCGGCGGGUUCAGUCACGUACCGGGAACCUCUGAGGUCCUUCAUCCAUGGUACCGUCAGAGGCCGUCUAGGUGAGGCUCCUUGCCAAAGCUUACGCGGGAGGGCUGAUGCUGACAACCAGGGACCAGCACCGCUCGACAGUGCAGAGUCGGCACGCUCAGUGCGCGAGGAAACCGCCGAGAUAGCCGACUACUUUCUCUCUGACAAGCCGGACGCCAGGAGCAGCCCGUUCCCUCGCCGAGCGCAAUCUGCGUCCUCCCCAAAACCGCGACCUUCCGUGGAGUCACCUGGUCCCGAGUCAGGCCCGUCACGGUCCACCGAUACAAUAGCCGAAGUUUCAGAGCCGCCCUCUCCCCAAGACACUCACGAGCCUGCCGGUCCUUCGAUGCUCACAACUAUGUUGAAGAGGUCACCACCGGACAAAGACAACUUCAUUGCGCCAAAGGAGCCCAAUUCACAUGAGGGCGGCGUCCCAGCCGAGGAAACUGACGACGAGGAAGGGGCCCCUCUGAGCAGGGUACAAACCGUCGAGUAUCGGCCGUUGGAUGCCCGUCCGGAUCAUUCGGACAACACCAACGAGACAUCGCCGUUGCUGGCUGCCGCAGCGUGGGAACGUUCGGGGGGGAGCUACGGGGCUGGCGACCAGGAUCAUCAAGAUGCCGACUUGGAGGGCCGGAAGAGUCUUCACCGAAAGAAGUGGCUGGCAAGAACGGCCGAUUCCCUGCGGGAAACCGGGGCCCGAGUGGUUAUUAUCCUCCCGACCAUUGGCAACCCGAAGCGUUGGGAUCGCCAUCUCCUUUGGGAAAAUGUUGUUGUCGCUCCGAUUGCCUGUCUUCCCGCCGUCGUCGUCGGGUUGCUUCUCAACAUCUUGGACGCACUGUCAUACGGCAUGAUCUUGUUCCCCCUGGGAAGCCCCAUCUUCGCGAGCUUAGGGUCUGCCGGGAUAUCAAUGUUCUACGUCAGCUGUAUAAUUUCGCAGCUAACAUUCUCAUCGGGGAGCAUAUUCAAGGGUGGCGUUGGCUCUGAGUUGAUCGAAGUCGUGCCCUUUUUUCACAACAUGGCUGGCACCAUCACGGAGAUAGUCGGGCAAGAGAAUCCAGACGCUGUUAUUGCAACGACUAUUACAUCGUACGCGCUAAGCUCGAUGCUUACUGGCGCUGUGUUUUACCUGAUGGGGAAGUUCAAGUUUGGCUACCUCGUCGGCUUCAUCCCUCGGCACAUCCUGAUCGGCUGCAUCGGAGGUGUUGGGUGGUUCCUGAUUGCUACGGGAUUUGAAGUAACAGCGAGGAUGGACGGGAAGUUCAGCUAUAACCUGGACACACUCAAACGGCUCAUGCAGGCCGACACCGUUCCCCUAUGGAUCAUCCCCCUUACCCUGGCCGUGAUCUUAUUCUACGGGCAGUCCAGGAUCACGUCCAAAUAUUUCCUCCCGCUCUACAUUCUCAUGAUACCCGCGGUCUUCUACGCGGUGACCGGUGCUUUGAACCUGCUGAAUCCGGACACCCUCAGGGACAGCGGCUGGAUAUUCGAAGGCCCGCCCGCAGGGGAACCUUGGUGGUAUUUCUAUACGCUAUACAAACUGAAACUGGUCCACUGGGGGGCUAUUGCACAGUGCAUCCCAGCAAUGUUCGCCUUGACCUUCUUUGGCGUGCUCCACGUUCCCAUCAAUGUCCCGGCCUUAGCUCUGAACACGGGCGAGGAUCACGCCAACCUCGACCACGAGCUCAAGCUGCACGGGUACUCGAACUUUCUCUCUGGCGCGGCAGGUAGCAUCCAGAACUACCUCGUCUAUUCCAACAGUCUAUUCUUCAUGCGCUCCGGUGGUAACACCCGCCUGGCCGGGUUCGAGCUAGCAUUGUUCACCUUCUUGGUCAUGCUAAUCGGCCCCUCGCUGAUCGGCUACAUCCCCGUUAUGAUGGUCGGUGUGCUCAUCUUUGACCUUGGUUUUGAGCUUCUUCUCGAGGCCGUGUGGCAGCCGAGGAAGAAGCUGAAGCCGGUCGAAUAUUUUACCGUCCUGGUGAUUGUUUUAGUCAUGGGAACUUAUGACUUCGUGGUCGGCAUCGGCGUGGGAAUCCUACUCGCGUUCAUGUCCCUGACGUUCCAGACAUCAAGGGUGUCCGCCGUCAGAGCGAGCUACUCGGGCGACAUUGUCGGGUCAACGGUGAGAAGGAACCCGACUCAACAACACUACCUGCGGCAGGUCGGCCGCCAGAUCAACAUCAUCAAGCUUUCGGGCUACCUAUUCUUCGGCACCAUCGUCGGCGUGGAGGAUAGGAUUCGAGUCCUCAUUUCCGACGAAGAGUUCAAGAGACGCCCCAUCAGGUUCUUGGUAUUGGACCUUUGGCUGGUCACUGGUGUCGAUUACUCCGCCGCCGAGGUCUUUAACACCAUCAGCCGCCUGCUAGAUAGCAAGGGUAUCGAACUCGUUGUCAGCGGCGUGGACCCGGAGCACGGCCUAGGCCGUAACCUGAGGGCUGUCGGGCUCGGCGAAGACGGCGUCGAGGUCAAGCUCCUCCCCGAACUGAACUCGGCGCUCGAGUACUGCGAGAACGAACUUCUCAAAACCCUCUUCGUCAACCAAGAAGACUCGGACAGCACGCUCACGACCUCGACGGCGAACCUCGACGUGCCGAACCAGCCAUGCGCCCUCGCAUCAUCGGCCGUCAUGCUAGGCUCGUCCCCGCGGCGCGACCAUCUCCGCGAGGUUGCCCGCAAGUCGCUCGGGCAGGUUAAAGCGAAACGACCGACGCGCUGGCAGAGCUUCAAGGAGCCGCUCCGGCUGAUGCUGCAGAUCUUCCGCGACGUAAGCGACAAGAACGAAGACUUUUGGUUUCGGGCGGUGCGCUACUUCAAGCGCGCCCAUCAUGCGACCGGCACGGUCCUCUUCCGCCGCGGCGAGCGCGCCGAGGCCUUCUACCUCAUCGAGUCUGGAAUCCUGAGGGCCGAAUACGAUCUGCCGCAGGGGUGGCUGUUUGAGAGCAUCGUAGCGGGGACCACGUGUGGGGAGUUACCCUUCUUUUCCGAGACGAAUCGCACGGCGACGUGCGUCGUCGAGAGGGAGGCGGUUGUGUGGGUGAUGGACCGGGAGAGCUGGGCGCGGCUGCAAAAGGAGGAGCCGGGUGUUGCACAGGAACUGCUGCGGAUCUCGCUCAAGCUGACGAGCGAGCGCAUGUCGGUUAUUACGAGUUAUACGCUAACUAUGGCUGGAUAAUUAGUGCGUGGGAAAAAGCAUGACCUGGGCGGUCUUUUUGUUUUUUUGGCUUCUAGCGAACAUUGGGAAGGAAAGAGUUUGUUGGUUGAAGGAAGUCUUUUCACAACUAGAGUCCGACUAGUGUUCAUAUAACAUGUUGACUGCUUAGUGAGCUGCAAGUAUAGCCGAUGCAUGGGGCCGUACGGUUUUAGAGCGCUGAUCUAGAGAUCAAUAAGGUCCUCUCUUGUUGUCUCGAAGCCAGCAGCGCUGUCAACAUGUGAAAGGGUUAGGGUUGUACAUACGUACAUGAGCACAUACAGUAUUAGAAGUUUCCGUACAGUAUGG